Messenger RNA from Leptosomus discolor (cuckoo roller), 1376 nucleotides. The record is from RefSeq and is a predicted model, not a curated record. Lineage: Eukaryota; Metazoa; Chordata; Aves; Leptosomiformes; Leptosomidae.
GGCAAAAAGCAGAGCAACCAGAAGUGAUGACCAAAUAUGGGAGGGUCCGAGGGUACCAAUUCAAAGUAGAUGCAGCUAAGAGGAGUGUAAAUGUCUUUUUGGGACUUCCUUUUGCUAAGCCUCCAGUUGGACCAUUGAGGUUUUCUGAACCCCAGCCACCUGAGCCAUGGAAAGGUGUCAGAGAUGCCACUUCCUACCCACCAAUGUGUCUACAGGAUAAAGUACAAGGACAGGUUUUUUCAGAUAUUAUUACUAAUAGAAAAGAAAAAGUUCUUCUCCAAGUGUCUGAAGAUUGCUUGUACCUAAACGUGUAUACACCCAUUUCUACAGAAAACGAGGAGAAACUGCCUGUCUUUGUAUGGAUCCAUGGAGGUGGAUUAGCUUUUGGAGCAGCUUCAUCAUAUGAUGGUUCAGCAUUAGCAGCCUUUGACCGUGUAGUGGUUGUAACAAUUCAGUACAGAUUAGGUAUUGUCGGAUAUCUUAGCACUGGUGAUAAGCACGCCCGAGGUAACUGGGGGUAUUUAGAUCAAGUAGCAGCUCUUCAGUGGAUUCAGGAAAAUAUCAUACAUUUUGGAGGAGAUCCAGGAUCCGUCACUAUAGCUGGAGAAUCUGCAGGAGGAAUCAGCGUUUCUGCUCAUGUCUUAUCUCCCAUGGCAAAGGGCUUGUUCCAUAAGGCCAUUUCAGAGAGUGGUACUGCAGUCAGGCUUUUGUUCACUGACAAGCCUGAGGAGGAAGCGCAUGUAAUUGCUACUGCCUCUGGCUGUGAAAAAUCCAGUUCAGCUGCAAUAGUCGAAUGCUUAAGAGAAAAAACAGAAGACGAGAUAGUACAGAUAGCACUAAAAUUGCCUUCCAUGUUCUUCAGUGCAUCUGUAGAUGGUGUAUUUUUUCCAAAGAGUCCCAAGCAAUUACUAUCUGAAAAAAUGAUCAAUGCAGUCCCAUAUAUAAUAGGAGUAAAUAACUAUGAAUUUGGAUGGAUUCUUCCUAUGAUAAUGAAAUUUCCUAAUUACACAGAUGGUCUGGAUGAAGAUUUUGCACGUCAAAUAUUACAGAGCAAUUUAGCAACCUUAUUUAAGUGUGAUACUUCUGAAUUUGUUGAUCCAGUAUACAAUGAAUACAUAGGGAAUGCAGAAAAUCGUACUCAGGUGCGAGAUGGCCUUCUUGAGGCACUAGGAGACCUUUCAUUUGCUCUUUCAGCCAUUGAAGUGGCUAGAUACCAUAGAGAUGCUGGCAACCCAGUCUACUUUUAUGAAUUUCAACAUCGACCAAGUUCAGCUGCAGGUGUUGUACCAGAGUUUGUAAAAGCAGAUCAUGGAGUUGAGAUUGCCUUUGUCUUUGGAAAGCCAUUCUUAGCUGGUGAUGUAUCCAUGCUUACUAAA